This is a messenger RNA of Betta splendens (Siamese fighting fish), 2846 nucleotides long. RefSeq lists its product as uncharacterized. The transcript is spliced from 8 exons. The coding region runs from base 1084 to 2367 and encodes 427 amino acids. The record is from RefSeq and is a predicted model, not a curated record. NCBI's taxonomy places the organism in Eukaryota, Metazoa, Chordata, Actinopteri, Anabantiformes, Osphronemidae.
GGAAUAGAAGAAAGGAUACAGUGUAUUUAAGUAAUUCAGUUUCUAAAUUUCUCUUUGACACUGAAUUAAAUUAAAAUGACUAUAAAAAUUGAGAGCCAGUGCUAGAAUUCAGGACUUAAAUCAGGCUGGUACCUGGACUGAUGUGAGCAGGGAUCCGCACAGGAUGAAGGAAGCUAAUAACAGCAGAGAAGGGACAAGGAGACAGAAAAUGGAGGAUGGAAGGUAAGAGAGGAAAAUCAGACAGUGCAUCCACUGACACCCAGACAGUCCUGUUAAACCUCAUACUGUAGGUCCACUCCCUGAAUCAUCACUUUUCUGGUUAUUAAAUGUGUUUCAAGCAGGGUCAUCUUUAAAUGAGGCCGUGUGUGUUUUGUGUGCAUAAGGCAGGUUGGGUCCUUUAGCUCCUCUCCUUCACCGCUGCCUUUAUUUCACCCGCAGUUCUUUUACUUUUUGCUUCCUUUUCGUUGGCUUCUCACUCAACACCUUUUAACUUCCAUCCUCUUCUCCUCAUCGCUCCUUUCCUGUCGUCCUUUCCACUUUUUUCCUUUUAUCCUCACUUCACUCCCAGAUGGAAAUGAGACCUUUACAGAGAGGCACAGAGAAAAAAAAAAUCACAGUGAAAUAGCAAGAGAGGGAUCACUGAAUUUUCCCCACUUAACCAUGCAUAUGAUCAUCCAGGCCCAUUACCCAGCGACGGUGAGGGUGUGUGUGCAGCAUGAGCACAUUUAAAUAUUUACUGCUCUCAGAGGAGUGUGAAGUGUGUCAACAGGGCCAAGCAUCCACGGAGAGACGGAGAGAAACCACACACACACACACACACACACACACACACACACACACACACACACACACACACACACACACCCACACACACACACACGCACACACACACACACACACACACCCUCCCAGCACCAGAGCUCUACAAGUAAACACUGCAGCCAGCUGACAGAAGCGAUCAAGAUCAAGUCCACGAGGAGAAACACGGGAGAACCGGAGGAUGGAAAACAGACCUGCGGGAGAAAAUUGGGAUGCUGAUGUAAAAAUUUAGUUUGCUCUCGCUUCACAUACACAAACAUCAACAUGGGUCAAUUGCUGUCGUCAGAAGACGAGGCUUCUCAGGUGAAGGAUGCGGUGGGUUCGCUCCUCUACGAUGCCAUGAAGGAGGGCGGGGCUGUACCUGAGCUGGGCGUGGUCCACCCGUUCCUUCUGGCCAAUCACGAUGAGAGCUCCGACUCUCAGGCCCGCCUCAAAGAACACCUGCAGCAGCUGCAGGGCGACAUUGGGAACAGAGCACCCACGUACCUGAAGGAUCUGAUUAACCGGCUGACGACCUUCUCGGAUGAGCCCCGCUUAGCUGGACUAGUGGGAUUAGUGGUCACCAUGGUGAUUGAUAUGGCAUACACCUCAAAAUCGCGGGUGAAAGGAAAGACAUCAGGCUCAUCAUGUCAGCAGAGGAUGUGGGAGCUGCAGGAGGUGAUGGAGGAAUACCUGAAGCGCUGCAGGAUCAACCUGAGUGAUAAAAGUAAGCUGAUCCAGGACUGCGUCCGACUUGAGGCCCAGGUCAGCCUCACCCUUACUCAGCUGAAGACCUGUCUGCUCGUGGGAGACUGUGACUCCAGGUCUCUGAGGCACUGGGCCAGCGGAGCCUCGUUUCACACCCAGAUGCUGCUUCACCUGGCUGGUCUUGAGGGGCAGGUUGAGCCACUGGCUGCAAGAGCAGCACUGGAGCAAUACAAGGAAGACCUCACACAGAUCGUACCCGCGUACAGACGCUACAAGGCCAAUACAGUGAGCGUGGUGAAAUGUCGAGGGGGCCCCCUCGCACCCCCCUCCAGCGAGGUGCCGGAGAACGGGGCCAUGACGGGACUCACCGUGACGGACAGGGAGACUGGGAGGAGUGUGACCAUCCCUCUCUGUGUCCUGGAGACGGGGACAGGAAGAACACUAGGAGCGUCGGGGACUGACGACAGCCCCGUGUCGUCCUCCAUCAACCCAGACCUGAUCUCCUCGGAUCAGUACCUCCAGGCGUACCUCGACCAUCUGUUCUCCAGUCAGGGGCCCGUGGCAGAGCUGCAGAACUACUUUAAUAAGAGCAGUGACUACAUGAGAAGCCUAAUCGUUCCACCACAAGGCAAAAACAAGAGAGGGCUGAUAACUUCAGCAGAACAAAGCCAUAAAGACCCUUUGAAAGAUCAGGCAGAGGCAAUAUGUGGAGAACAAACAGUGGACAGAGCAAAAGGCGAUGAGCAGGGUGAGAUGGAAAAGAGGUUGGAGUCCAAUCGCAGGGAAGAAAGUUUGAAACUGAGUGUUGUGGAGACGCGGCCAGAGGAAACAAGCAGUCCUCACCAUGUGCCAAGAACGUGAGAGCAACAAGUGCUCAACAUGGAGGAUGAGGAACAGAUAGAGAGUUUAUGAUGAAGCUAAAGCAAAAAACUGACACGUGUGCUAAUGUCUGCUGCCUGAGAGGCUUCGGCUUGUUAGCAAUGAAUAAUGAGUGAUGAUCAUUUCUUUGUGCCAAUAAAAAAGGAGGUGGAGGAAAAUGAAUCUAAGGACGACUAUGUGCAAAUCAAAUUCAUUUUCCUUAGAGAUAAGUCUAUAUUUGUGUACGGCUGACAGGCCACUUGACGAUGAAUUAUGAGGUCUGUCGUAUCCAUGGCGAAGCGUGUUUCUAUGGUUACUGAUUGCUGCUGCAACGGAUAUUUCUAUGCGUGUCAGCCUUAAAGUGUAAAAUCUGUUCUCUGUCCGGACCGUCUUUAGCUGUAAACAGGGUCCAACUUUGUCCCGGUGCGUGAAGGACCGCGGCUCAAACGGACGCUCUGCUCUGAACCACGCGCACAGGAGAA